Molecule: messenger RNA, 1134 nt
Organism: Drosophila ficusphila
Lineage: Eukaryota; Metazoa; Arthropoda; Insecta; Diptera; Drosophilidae
Exons: 2
Coding region: 1-378 (125 amino acids)
Source: RefSeq, a predicted model, not a curated record
AUGAAGACGAAGAACGUUGAUGAUCCUCCAAACUUAAACAAAGCCGAAAUCCAAGGGCUUUUUAUGGAAAUAAAGAGGCUUGGAGAAGUAAUUAAAACAUUACAACAACAACUAAACGCAACCAAAGCAAAAAAUGACAACUCUAGUUCAAACAAUAACAACACACCCGGAGAAGACGACAACCUCUGCAAAGUGAACUACAACAACAACAAUUCCACCUUCAUGGACAACUACACCUACAGCGAGGACACUUCGUUCCCUCCACUCAAUUCUACAAGAAACAAACAAAAGAGGACAUCGAAGCUUGCAACCAAAAAGACAUCGAACGCUGAUGGAACUCAAGACUCUUAUGAUUCCAUAUAUUUGGCGGAUGAUUGAACUAAAGCGAGGUAUUUCGUUGGAAGUUGGUAGUCAUGGCAACAUUUGCUAUGACGCAGUCCAUAUCUCUCGUCGUUUCUAAAACGACGCAACAACAAUCGCAAAACAAAUAUGUGCAAAAUUUCAGUGUGACCGGAACUUGCUAAAGAUUAUUAUUAAAGUACAACAUAUAUGAAUUUGGUCCAAAUUAUCGAAAAAAAUUACCAAAAAUUAUAAUACAAUCAAAAAAAAAAACAUAUUUUGUUAUACAUUUUUUUAAGCCGAAAUUAGCUAAAUGAAAUUUGAAAUAAGCCAGAUUUUAAGCUAUAUGCAUUUCAAGUAUUUUUCAAGCUAUUUCAUUUUAAAAUAUGCUAAAUCUAGCUUGAAAUAAGCUAAAAUGGCAACAAUGAAUGUGGAAGCUUAUUUAUGCACACGCAACGUAAUAACAGCUGAUUGACAGUAGGACCGCACGAGUUUAUGGCCAAGAAACAAACCUUAAUUUGCACAACCUAUAACUUAGAUGUACUGCUAGCCAAGACACAACCCUUAAUUUGCAUGAAAUAAAAUUUAUCCGCAAAUUUUUAAAAUAUUUCUGCGAAGCUAAUUGGGGAGUUUUUCAAACACAAAUUUUAAUAAAAUAUAAAAUUUUUCCGCCAUUUCCUAUUUCCAGUCCAGUAAAAUUGUUAUCGAGACUUUCACAAUGCCGAACUAUUAUAUCGUCGUCUUAUUUAAAUAAAAUUUAAAUCAAAAUUCAAGAGCGAUGACUCCAGAUAUACG